This is a messenger RNA of Carassius gibelio (silver crucian carp), 3213 nucleotides long. Its product is annotated as cyclic GMP-AMP synthase. Gene Ontology annotation, biological process: negative regulation of double-strand break repair via homologous recombination; cellular response to exogenous dsRNA; activation of innate immune response. Gene Ontology annotation, cellular component: nucleus; cytosol; site of double-strand break. The transcript is spliced from 7 exons. The record is from RefSeq and is a predicted model, not a curated record. Lineage: Eukaryota; Metazoa; Chordata; Actinopteri; Cypriniformes; Cyprinidae. Gene Ontology annotation, molecular function: double-stranded DNA binding; chromatin binding; 2',3'-cyclic GMP-AMP synthase activity. Bases 1643 to 2974 code for a protein of 443 amino acids.
ACGUCUCAGACAACUGUAAAUUUAUGGCUACUGUGGUUUAAUUAUAAAUGCUAUCAUAAGCUCAUAUUUACCAUAGUAAAAUAAUUUUCUUUGCCUCUUAUUUAUUUUAUACUGUAAAAACUUAAACCACAUAAGUUGAAAAUGAAUAAAGGUUGAAAUAUUAUAUUAGAAGUUUUACCCAAUUUUUUUUGGUAAAGUUAUCCAAAGGAUUCAUUAGCUAAUUUAAAAAAAAGAACAUUAGAUUAAUUAUUUAUUGUUAUAAAAAAUAAUCUUUAGAUUAGUCGACUAAUCGAAAAAAUAAUCGUUAGAUUAGUCGACAGAAAAAAUAGUCGUUAGUUGCAGCUCUAAAAUGUUCCCUCCAGGUGGAAUGACUUCCCCAACUCAAUCCGAGCAGCUGAGUCCUUAGCCAUCUUCAAGAAUCGGCUUAAAACCCAUCUCUUCCAACUUUGUUUGACCCUCUAACUUACUAUUCCCACUCACUAUUCUAAUUCUAUUCUUAAAAAAAAAAAAAAACUUAACUACCUAUAUAAUCUUUUUAUAUUCAAUCUAUUUUCUAUUUAUUUAUUAUACAAGUAUAAAAAACCUCUAACAUUAGCUUGCUCUAUUCUUUUUCUAUUUUAUCCAUUUUCUUUUAAUUAUUUAAUUAAUUUCUUUUAAUAUUAUAUUAUUUAAAACCCCUUGCUAUGUGUACUGCGUAAAAUAAAACUGAGACUUGUUAUAGCACUUGUUUAUCAUUGAUCUUUUGUGGUUUUUGAUUGCUUUUAUUGUCCUCAUUUAUAAGUCGCUUUGGAUAAAAGUGUCUGCUAAAUGUAAAUGUAUAACGAACACUAAUAGAAAUAAUGCUGAAAGACGAGAAAAAAAACACAUUUUAGAUUUAAAACUUAAAAUAAAUAUCCAUAAAAAAUAUACCCUUGGCAAUUAACUGAAAUAAGUUUAAACUGAACUACUCGAAUAUCUAAAAUUAUAACUAAAACAGAAAUGAAAGCAAAAGAACUCAAAUGAAUACUAAAAAUAAAAGCUAAUUCAAAAUUUUGAAUACUAUAAUAGCAUCUAAAUAAAAAAAAUAGCACUGUUAUGUACACAUACUGCACUUUUAGGCUAAAAGAUAUUGUUUUUUCAUAUUGUUUAUAUUGUUAAAAAACAUUUAUUCAUACUUUUGUUUAGUAAAAUUCAGCCAUCUGUUUUAAUUCAACAGUCUGUUGUAUCCCUUAAAGUCUCAAGAACAUAAUCGCCAUUUCAUCAACUCCUGAGGGUUAACCAUAUACACUUCGUUCAGCACAUAACAAAGGCACAUGUACAAUUAGACACUGCUUUCAGCUGAUAAAAUACAUCUGUGCACACUACACCUGAGUGACACCUGUUGACACACAAGAAUCUAGCAUGCAAACAUCAAAGAUCUGUUCCUUAAGUUUCGGUUUUAUAUAACCGGAAAGAAGUCACACCCAGAACCUUUUACUGUAAAGCAAAAGAUCAUCUGAUGUGACAGGGAGGAGCUUAGAGUCAAUAUAUACUUGUGUUGUAUUUCUGCGUGAGUAGAUCAUAUUCUCUAGACCAGGAAGUGGAUUUUAGGCUGGACUGAGCAUCAGGACAGAGGAUCUGAAGAGCGCUGUAUAUCUGCCCUUGGGUUUUUCACAGCUCUAUUAUGGAAAGCCAGAGGAGAUCAUUGGGAGAUGAUUCUACCAUUUCACCCGAGCUGGACCGCUUGAUCAGGCAGAGAGGUCGAGAUCUACGGCUGCGCAAGCUUGACCAGCAGAAUGCUGUGAAGAUAGUUAACCAUCUAAUGGACAGCUUGCUGGAAUUCCUGAAGAAUAAUGAAGAUCAGCCCUUCUUCAGGGAGGUCUCAGUUCUCACCAGUGGAAGCUAUUAUGAGUUGGUGAAGAUCAACAAACCCAAUGAGUUUGACAUUAUGCUGAAACUGAAAGGCCCAAGGCUUGUACUCUCAGAACUGGAAGAAUAUCAAGGACUGUUUUAUAAGAUAAAGCUUUGCAAAGCCACACGAACUGAAAUCCAGCACUUUCUUCUGGAAGAUGAACGAACCGUCUCAGCAACCAAAAUCAAAGCAGAAAUGUACCGCUUGGUCCGCAAAUUCAUUAGCAACCAUUUUCAAGGUGAAGGUUGGGUGAUACGCAGAAAUCUAGUAAAUUCACCGGCAGUGACCCUUGAAUUUAAGGCGAAAGAGAAUGAGGAUGAUGUGAUGUCUGUGGACAUUGUUCCUACUCUUGAGGUGCCACAAGGUUGGCCACAAGCAGCACGGGCAGGCCCCAAUGUAGACAAAUGGCUUGGAAAAAAAUGUCGUCGCCAAUUUGUAAGUAAGGCUGUGUAUUUUGUCCCAAAAAGACCAAAAGGAAGAAACCUCAAAGAUGACGCCAAAGAGAGCUGGCGAAUAUCCUUCUCUCACAUUGAAAAAGAGAUGAUGCAUUAUCAUGGCAAUAAGAAGACGUGCUGUGAGACUCAUUCCAAUAGGUGUUGUCGGAAACUUUGUUUGCGGCUUCUGAAGUGUCUGAUUGAGGGACUGAAGCAGCAGUAUCCCAAAGAGCUUGAGCCUCUGUGUUCCUACCAUGGGAAAACAGCCUUCUUCCACGUCCUUUCAGACAGAGUGCACGAUACCCUUUGGUCUCCAGGCCAGCUGUCCGUCUCCUUCAUGAAGCUCUUUGGAUACUUUGAGCGAUGUGCACUGAAUGGUUCACUACCCCAUUUCUUCGUCCGCGAACAUAAUCUUUUCUCCCCACCUGCAUUUCCCAAGCGAGCUCUUUUAUUUCUGACCAAUGUUCUGAGGGAACAAAGAGAAUUGGGGCUCCCUGUUCUGAAGGUCCCAAGUCCUACCUUUGCUCUUGUUCCUGACACUGAUGCUGUGAUUCAGCCAAUCAGUGGCACAGAGAGUAUUGUGGUUUCUGAGCGUUCUUUUAGGCAUGUAUAUGUAUGCUUAUUGGUUGUCAUUGUGUGUGUAGGAAUCGGAUGUGUAUUUCAAACAUGAAUGAUGACUGAUGUUUUUUUUUUUUUGAAUCCUCUCCAGAUAUGGAGAUGUAAUCAUUUGCGCAAUACAAAAUGAUUGCAAACAUUUCUAGUGAAAAUUAUGUAAAAGAUCAUCCAUUUAUGUCAUAUGUUUAAAUUAUUUUCUGUGUAUUUUAUCAUAAAUGUACAGCCAUAUAUCCAUGAGAAAUAAAAUUGGAGAAAAAAAAAUAAAACACUUUUAAUUAAAUCCGAGAAAAGACA